AUCUGGCCUCUUCCACCACUGGGACAGCAUUUAUGCCAUAAGCUCAUACGAUAUUUGCUAGUUAGCUAGUUUACAUUUAUUCAUCAAAUUUUCUGUUAAAGGAGGUUAUAUAUUGGUCCUUCGUGCAAAAAAUGAGUGGAAUACCAGGCACCGCUGUAAUACAGAUAACUAAUCUUUCAUCAGCUGUGAGCAGCGAGCAAAUGCGGACUCUUUUUGGCUUUCUCGGUGACAUCGAAGAGUUGCGCCUAUAUCCCCCCGACAAUGCCCCACUCUCUUUUUCCUCCAAAGUGUGUUACAUAAAGUAUCAAGAUCCUUCCAGUGUUGGUGUGGCACAACAUUUAACCAACACUGUGUUUAUUGACAGAGCUCUGAUUGUUGUGCCAUGUGCCGAGGGGAAGAUUCCGGAAGAGACCAAGGCACUCUCGCUUUUGGCGCCCAGCGCUCCAGUGACCAACCUGCUGCCCGGAGGAGGUGGUCUCCUGCCAGGAGGAGGGGGUCUCUUACCAGGGGGAGGGGGUCUCUUACCAGGAGGAGGGGGUCUCUUGCCAGGAGGAGGUGGUCUCUUGCCAGGAGGAGGUGGUCUCUUACCAGGAGGAGGUGGUCUCUUACCAGGAGGAGGGGGUCUCUUGCCAGGAGGAGGGGGUCUCUUGCCAGGAGGAGGGGGUCUCUUGCCAGGAGGAGGUGGUCUCUUGCCAGGGGGAGGGGGGCUCUUGCCAGGAGGAGGGGGUCUCUUGCCAGGAGGAGGUGGUCUCUUGCCAGGAGGAGGUGGUCUCUUGCCAGGAGGAGGUGGUCUCUUACCAGGAGGAGGGGGGCUCUUGCCAGGAGGAGGGGGGCUCUUGCCAGGAGGAGGAGGGCUCCUGCCCAUUCCCGCCCCCACCCCAGUCCAGAAUCGCUCAGUGAGUCUCCCUGUGGCAAGCUUGGCGCCGGCGCUGCAGGCUGUGCUGGACCCUUCUCUCAGUGGCCUUGGGAGCGUCUCGCAGCCUCCCCUCAUGGGGAAUGUGGACCCAUCCAAGGUCGACGAGAUCAGGAGGACCGUCUACGUGGGAAACCUGAACUCCCAGACUACAACUGCUGAGCAGCUGCUGGAGUACUUUAAGCAGGUGGGUGAGGUGAAGUUUGUGCGAAUGGCCGGCGAUGAGACGCAGCCCACGCGUUUCGCUUUUGUGGAGUUCUCUGACCAGGACUCAGUUGCCAGGGCCUUGACCUUCAAUGGAGUCAUGUUUGGAGAUAGACCACUAAAGAUCAACCAUUCCAACAACGCCAUUGUGAAGCCCCCAGAGCUCACCCCCCAGGCUGCCGCCAAAGAGCUGGAGGACGUGAUGAAGCGUGUCCGCGAGGCCCAGUCCGCCAUCGUUGCUGCCAUCGAACCAGAAGUGGAAGAGUGCACCUCUAGUCGCUCCAGACGUUCCAAGAGGUCCCAUUCUCGGUCGCGGUCCAGGUCACCUUCUCGCUCACGGUCCCGUUCCAGAAGGAAGCGCUCACAGUCGAGGCACAGGAGCAAAACGUCCCAGAAGUCGCGUCAUGGGGACUCACACAGUUCCCGCGGUUCCCAGAGAAGGCGCACUCGCUCUCGAGACAGGAAACACAGCCGCAGCCGCUCCAGGGACAGGCGGAAAGGGAAGGACGGGAGAGCCCGGAAUAAAGAUGUCGACUGGAACAGGGAUGACCGGCGGAAAGAGAAACGCGUGCGAACGCCCCCGAAAAGCUACGGCGCGUCCCGAAAAUCACGCAGCACAAGCAGAGGGCACAGAAAACGAAGCCGAACUCGAUCCAGGUCCCCAAGAAGGAAAGCCAAAUCCCCCACACCAAAGAGAGGAAAGAAGGAAAAGAAGCGUGAGAAGACCAGAGACAGCAGCCGGGACCAGAGGGAGCACUCUAACUCCCGGCGGAUGACCAGUCGAGACAAAGACAGACAGGAUAACAAGGCCAAGCCUGUGCAGGUCGAGCGUGACUACGACAACGAGGAGAAGGAGUACCAGAGCGACGCAUCGGGAUCGGCCAGCGAGGACAUGUCGCCCGCGGCGCAGCACAACGGCAGCUACGGCAGCCGGAAUGGUGAUGACGACGAUGAGUUGCCCAUGGCAGAGGCCACUGCGUGAAACAGACACACACACACACACACACACACACACACACACACACACAAACAUACGCACAAAGUCAAACAGAAGUUCCCUGCUACUCCUUGUGAAGUGCUUUGUCCCUUGCUUCGUCCCCUAGAACUGUACUGAUGAUGCCCGUGUGAGAAUCGUUAGAAGCGGCCUCCUCCCUCCUUCCCAAAGCUUCUUGCUGCUGUGAAAUCCUCUCCUUGUCAUAUGAUAUUCAUAUGGGGAAAAUGGACCUGAAAAUGUACAGCUUUUUUGUUGUUAAUGGGUAGAACUUUACUGUAUGAACUCUAUUGAAGUGUUUUUUCCCCCGUGUUUAUUUUUAUUUCUCCUACUUUUAUUCUAAGCAGUUAUGUUGUGUGUGUGUGUGUGUGUAUGUGUGUGUGUUUUCUGAAGAUCUGUCUGGCUUUACCCUUAGUUUUUUUUUGUUUAUCCUUUUUUUUUACUGAAACUGUAACUGAGUCUAUGUGGUUCUCUGCUAGACAGAUAUUUAGUCUGUGUUGAAAUCAGAGUUUAGUUUCUGUGUUUUUUUUAAAACAGAAUGGUGUUCUCAGAACUUCAGACAGACCUUUAAAUCUUAAUGGCAUGCCAGGUAACCAGGCUGUCAACAUGAAGAGGCUUAUUCUAUAUUGAGAAAAUGUUGAAAUAUGAGGUUGAGGUAUGGAAGGAAAAAGUGCCUAGACCAAGAUUGUAUAAAAUAAUAUACUGCUAUAAAAAUCUAUGAAGAUUAACAUUAGUUUUUAAGAAUGCAUAUAUUCGUAUGCAUCAAUCAAUGCAUAAAUAAAGAUAGAGGGCCACAGUUUAAGGUUUCUGUUUCUGUUUUUCUUUCUCCUCCCCAAACUUGAGAGGGACUUUCUUGGAUCAUGACUGUCAAGGUCCCCCGAUCUCCAAACCUUUUGUUUAAUGCUGUUUUAUGUACUAAUCCUUUAAUUUUUUUAUACAGUAUUGUGUUCAGCUAAGUCAGGCACUCCCCCCUGUUACUAUUAUAGUACUACUAUGUUCUUGCUACCUGGGUGUGAAGUAUUGAUACGAGAACCAGAACAGUGUGGUUGGCUCUACUUUUGUGAAUUCAGGGAGACAGACCAGGACAUGGCAGACUCAUACAGUCAGGGGCACUCAGUUACCAAGAGACUAUAGUGAGCCGUCACCCCACCCAGCUUUGAACCUGGGACUACGGGGUACUAAACCUACAACCUGACUGCAACGCCAAACAGACAGAACCAUUGGUAUGGCAAUCAGACUGCAUACUCGGCAUACUCAGAGACAUUUUUACAAAAGUACAUUUUAUUGAAGCGGCAUUAAAAGGCAGUCCUUUACUCUGUAAGAUUUUUCUUCUUUUUUUGUCAGCAGAAACCAUUAAUGGUGUUGUGAGGGCAUUUCUGGUUGUCUCUGCCAUUUGUAAAUUUGCAGAGGUGUUUGAGACUCUUGCCAUUGGAUACUACAAAGGGGAGUUCCCCAGAGGUAAACAUGGUUUAGGACAGUUAAUGGCAUCUUGGGCUGUGUGGGAUUUGUGCUCCUCCCAAACCUUGUCAUUUUGAGAAAAAAAGUGAAAAAAUACUGUCUGUCAACAGAAUGGACUUUCCUAAAUAAAAUGAUAAUAAAGAGCUUUGGUUUAAA
Messenger RNA from Clupea harengus (Atlantic herring), 3722 nucleotides. It is a transcript of the gene srek1, whose product is annotated as splicing regulatory glutamine/lysine-rich protein 1. The record is from RefSeq and is a predicted model, not a curated record. NCBI's taxonomy places the organism in Eukaryota, Metazoa, Chordata, Actinopteri, Clupeiformes, Clupeidae. Gene Ontology annotation, molecular function: RNA binding. Gene Ontology annotation, cellular component: nucleoplasm.